Brachypodium distachyon (stiff brome) is the source of this 1200-nucleotide messenger RNA. RefSeq lists its product as uncharacterized. NCBI's taxonomy places the organism in Eukaryota, Viridiplantae, Streptophyta, Magnoliopsida, Poales, Poaceae. The coding region runs from base 90 to 821 and encodes 243 amino acids. The transcript is spliced from 2 exons. The record is from RefSeq and is a predicted model, not a curated record.
UUUUCUUUUUCUUUCUCCCCUUCUUCUUCCUCCCCCGAUCCCCUCCUUCCCUGCUUCCUUCCUCACGAAGCCACCUCCCUGGAGCUCCCAUGCCCCCCUCUCCUCCUCUCCCCGGCCUCGCGCGCCUGCUGCCUCCCCGCGCGCGCGCCUCCCUUGUCCACCUCGCCGGCCGCUCCGCCCUCUGUGUCCUCGAGCGCCUCCCCUGCUUCAGCGCCGCCAAGCCGACCACGCACGCCGCCCGCUUGCUGCUCCAGCGCCACCACCUCGCGCGCCUCCCCUUCUCCGCGCGCUGCCUCUCCCUGUCGUCCGCGCACGCCGGCCCGCUCUGCCUCCCCUGCGCCCGAGCACCUCCACCUUGCCUGGCCGCCCCACGCCGCCUUGCCCCUCCGUGCUGGCGCGGCCACGCCACCUUGUUUCCCUGCUCUGCCCGCUGCCGCCACCUUCCCUCGCUCCCGCGCCGUCGACCUCGCCUUUGGCUGCUGCUCCCUGCUGCUCCGCUUGCUGCUCGCCAGGCCCAGCCGAGCCCCCUGCUGGCCCAUCCUCUCCAGCCUGCAGGCCCAGCUUGCCCAAGACCAGGCCGAAGCCCAUCUCCAACCCUAGGCCCGUUGCCCUUUUUCCUUUCUCUUUUCUGGUUUUCCUUAAAAUGUGUCCCUUAUUUGUGGGCCAUCGCCUCGAACCCUGGAACCGGAGCCUUGAACAACUACAUCGUCUACUCGACUAUGACGACUACGUGUACGACUACCUCGUCUACGUCGACUACUUCGUCUACAUCGCGACGCCGCAACGAGUCCAAGGAUUCUUGCUCAAUUCCGGGCAAUUGAGUACUCCAGGCAAGCAGCCCUUCCAUGACCAUGUUGAUUAUACCUAUUGCCUCUCUCUCAAAUCUUGCAUUAAGUUACGAUCUCAGUCUUGUCACGAUGCCUCUAGAUUGCAUAGCUUUUAGUCAGCUCUACUCAAUUGCCUUUUGUUCUGUUACUUAUCCUAUUACCAUGUCACAUGUUUGUUCUUGCCCUACAUCUUGAUCAUUAGAUGUCAUGCUUAGUUGCGAGUCUAGUGUCCUUAUAUCUGGGGUUCCACAAUUGCUACAUCCACAUGCUACUUCCUGUAUUUGAAUUGCAAAUAUUAAACUGUGAUAUGAUAUUUAACUGUAACAAGGCAACGAUGGGAGGUCAUGCUCUAAUGCAUUGGUGAUUUGUUCCA